AUGUACACUCUUCUAAGAAAUUUCAUUCUAACUGAAAUGACAAUUGCAAAUGCUCAUAGGUCUGGCGUAUUAGCCUACAUGACCAUGGAUGAGUUCCUGAAAGCCAAGAAGACCAGUCAAGAAAGCAUGUUGAUAAAAGUAAAAGAUCACAAGACAGCAGACACACAUGGACCCGCCCAUGUUGUGUUGUCGCCAACUUUAUUCUCAUAUCUCAAAGUUUAUUUCAAUGAAGUGCGGAGUCUUGUGCAGAAGGACAGCGACACGUCAUCGUCUGUUUUCUUGUCAUGGAAUGGACUAAAGUUACAAUCGGGACAGAUAUCAACCACCAUAGAUGCUGCAUGGCAGAAGGCAGGGAUGGAGGGACAUGUUUCCUCCACAAUAUUUCGGAAAUCAACCAUGACAAAGGUGCAUGAGGAUCACAAAGACUUGAGAGGUGACCUGGCUGAUCUGAUGGGCCACAAAACAUCCACAGCAGAAAAAGAAGAAGCGUGUAUCGAAGCAGCCAAUAACCUUACCUCCAUCAUGAGAGAAAACCAGGAACCUGUGUCACAACCUAAAACACCAGCAACAGCCACCAAGAGCUUGUCCCAAACGAGUUUCAAAAGGGAUCGUCUGUCAUGGAGGGAAGAGGAUGUAAACGCCAUGAAAGGUCUCUUUUCAGAGGAAAUUAAAGAGAAGUGUAUAACGAUAGUAGUUGUCAGGAAUAAAAUAUGA
Pocillopora meandrina is the source of this 714-nucleotide messenger RNA. Lineage: Eukaryota; Metazoa; Cnidaria; Anthozoa; Scleractinia; Pocilloporidae. The record is from the annotation of a GenBank genome assembly.